Peromyscus leucopus (white-footed mouse) is the source of this 4140-nucleotide messenger RNA. It is a transcript of the gene Erlin2, whose product is annotated as ER lipid raft associated 2. Gene Ontology annotation, cellular component: endoplasmic reticulum; endoplasmic reticulum membrane. The coding region runs from base 293 to 1312 and encodes 339 amino acids. The transcript is spliced from 12 exons. Lineage: Eukaryota; Metazoa; Chordata; Mammalia; Rodentia; Cricetidae. Gene Ontology annotation, molecular function: cholesterol binding; ubiquitin protein ligase binding. The record is from RefSeq and is a predicted model, not a curated record. Gene Ontology annotation, biological process: SREBP signaling pathway.
CGAUCGGCCUCGCGCGGCUCCGGGGAUGGAGCUGGCCCUGGCGGAGCUCCCGAGCCCUGGUCCCCCGCCGCCGCCGCUCACCCUCCGUCCGCCCACCCGGGAGCAGAGCGAACCCCCCUGUCUGUCCGGGCUCCGGCCCACGGGUCCUUCAGCGGGUCCGAGCCGAUGCUCUCGCACGUGCCCGCCUCGCGGCGGAGGAGGAGGGCGGGGAGAGGGUGGCGGUGAGGGCAUUUGCAGAGAGGACGCUGCCGCUGCUGGGUAGCUGGAGGCCGCCACGGAGACAGGUUCACUGAUGGCUCAGUUGGGAGCAGUUGUGGCCGUGGCUUCCAGUUUCUUCUGCGCGUCUCUCUUCUCGGCUGUACACAAGAUAGAAGAGGGACAUAUUGGAGUGUAUUACAGAGGUGGUGCCCUGCUGACCUCCACCAGUGGCCCCGGUUUCCAUCUCAUGCUCCCAUUCAUCACAUCCUAUAAGUCUGUACAGACCACUCUCCAAACAGAUGAAGUGAAGAACGUACCCUGUGGGACCAGUGGUGGUGUGAUGAUCUACUUUGACAGAAUUGAGGUGGUGAACUUCCUGGUCCCAAAUGCAGUGUAUGAUAUAGUGAAGAACUAUACUGCAGACUAUGACAAGGCCCUCAUCUUCAACAAGAUCCAUCAUGAGCUCAACCAGUUCUGCAGCGUGCAUACGCUCCAGGAAGUCUACAUCGAGCUGUUUGAUCAAAUUGAUGAAAACCUCAAGUUGGCCUUGCAACAGGACCUGACCUCCAUGGCCCCGGGGCUUGUUAUCCAGGCUGUACGCGUGACAAAGCCCAAUAUUCCUGAGGCCAUCCGCAGGAACUAUGAGCUGAUGGAAAGCGAGAAGACGAAGCUUCUCAUUGCAGCCCAGAAGCAGAAGGUGGUGGAAAAGGAGGCAGAAACAGAGAGGAAGAAGGCCCUCAUUGAGGCAGAAAAAGUGGCCCAGGUUGCAGAAAUCACCUACGGGCAGAAGGUGAUGGAAAAGGAGACAGAGAAGAAGAUUUCAGAAAUUGAAGAUGCCGCCUUUCUGGCCCGGGAGAAGGCGAAGGCCGACGCUGAGUGCUACACCGCUCUGAAGAUAGCAGAAGCCAAUAAGCUCAAGCUGACCCCAGAAUAUCUGCAGCUGAUGAAGUACAAGGCCAUUGCUUCCAACAGCAAGAUUUACUUUGGCAAAGACAUCCCCAACAUGUUUAUGGACUCCGCAGGUGGUCUGGGCAAGCAGUUUGAGGGGCUGACUGACAGGCUGGGCCUCAGCUUAGAAGAUGAGCCCCUCGAGGCCACCACAAAGGAUGAUUGAAAAAAAAAAUGUAUACACCCUCUGAUGUGACGCUUAGAGAGAGCUUUAUUUUUUAUGAUGAAACAGAGCGCUCCUCCUUUCCACGCUACCUUUGACUCUUCAAGUUACUGUGGUAAGGAAGAAGAACCUACCCCCUUCUGGGAAGGGAGAGCAGAUGGAGAAUUGUUUUUUUGAUUUUAUUUUUAAUUCAGGUAAGUAGGUUAUAUGACUUCUGGUAAGGUGUGUACACCAUAGAUUUGACCCUUGACCUGCAGGCACCAACUUUGUCCCUUUGAAGCUGGCUUAACUGGGGAUGAUACUAUUGGGAAGAAGUUAGAUGUGGCUGCUGCUUCCUCGUGGUUUGAUUUCCUUCCUGGGAAAAUGUGUUCCACAGUUGUCUCCCCAGCCCAGGCAUCUGGAACAUCGGCUGCAGAGAGCAGUGGCCUGCUGCUUUUUAACAGUGGGGGUGGGUUAUCCUGGAGUUAAGCUGGGUUGGGGCCUCCUUAGGAAGAACCUGGUGCUAGGUUUUUGCAAGAUUUUCUAUACACUGUACUCUUGCCCUCCUGUUUUCUGACUGUCUCACCGCAGCAGGGCUCAGUCACCCCACACGCUCCUUUUUCAGAAUUUUCACCUGAUCUGUGAUUUGAUAUCUUCAAUAAUCUAUCCAUUGGUUCCACUCAGCAUCAAGAUGGGAACAAACAAAUGUCAUACUAGCUGAUGAAGGAGGCCCCUCAUACCCAUUAGGCACCGUGGUGCUAUUUGGCUCCUUACAUGUAUACUUUUAUCAUUGUGGAGAUUCUUCAUUGAAGAGCUCUUGACACUGGAGGAGAAGGGCCAGCCAGUCAACAUCCAGGUAGUAGGCCUAUGGCCUGUGCUGGGCAUUUAUCCGACACACUGAUAAAGGCAUCUUUUAAAUCCAGAGAACAGGCGGCUGCUUGGGAGUCGACUCCCGAGCAGCUACACAAAUGGAAGUCAGAGUUGAUGCCCAAGCCCCAUGGGCUGCACUGAAUCCCCACGCCUUGUUUUUCACUGCCAGUUAGGAAAACAGUGAGUCACCCUGGGGGACUUAGGAUGGGAAGAACAAAUAGGAAAGAACGGUAUUUCUUAGAUCCUGCAGUUGGCCCAGGCGGGGGCAGGGCUGCAACUUGGAUGGCCUGUGAGUGCUGCACACUGUGGCAGGCAACUGCAGAGUUCAUUUGCCGCCAUGGUGGUACCCUGUGUAACCGUGCUUGGCCUAGUUAUUAGCUGCACCCCUCACCCCAUAUUCCCCCACACACAAAGCACCUACCAUUAUCUUUUAGGUGAAUACUGUAAAUGAUAUUUGCUGGCAUCCAUCCUCAUUUUUGGUUUUAUAAGUCAGGCCAGUUUUGCUCCUAAGUGGCACCAGGCUUGUCAGGUAUGUGGGUAUCAUUUGGCCUGCCUAGAAGGAAGCACUGUGUUAGUUCUGCUUACUUCAGAUGUUGCCCUUCUCUGUUCUAACUCCUCAUACUGAGAGUUCUCAAGCCACUGGUCCUGGCCACACUUUGUACAGACUACAGAAUGUUCCUGGAAAGGAUAGAUGUUAAUGUGCUCAAAAGUUCUUGCAAAAGUAGAUGUUAAUAUGCUCAAAAGUUCUUGCAAAAGUGGGUUCUUUUUCCCCCAAGACUAACUCAUCUUCCCACUUGCUGCUGUUGAUCCCUCGUUGAGAGCAACAUGCUGUACCCAGCAUCCCCUCUUCCUCCUCAGGCUCAGAAACACUAUUUCAUGGGAGUCAAUCUGUCUGCUGCUCCAUUCAGGUUGCUCGUCCCUCCAUCACAAAGAGCCUCAAUAAAGUCCUGCUGCAAGUGUUGCUUCCCACCCCUUGAAUGUCACUGACAAAACACGUUAAUGUUCCCAUGUCGCUAACAGAAACUCAGUAGUUGUUGGUAUCUGUCCCUGCAGUAAAAUCAUGGAAUUCAGCUGUCUUUUUAGCAUGGGAUCCUAGUCCAUCUGUCGGUAUGACUUUGUUUUUUGUAAUACUAGAAAAUCCGAUUGUAAAGCACUUAAAUUCGAAACAUAAAAUGUGAUAAGCCUGCAGUUUUGUAGGCAGUGAAGUCAUGGCUGCUAUUUAUAUAGAGAACUUAUAUCAAAAUAAGUAACUGUUUGUAAAAUUCAGUUUUGUAGGAUUUUCCCAAGGCGCAACUACCUUGGUAGAAUGUUUCUCACUCACUAAACUUGCAGAAGCAAUUCAUAUUCAGAACAGUUUUUAAAUCACUUUUCAAUAUAUGGUCAGAAUGUUUGUAAGGAAACCUAAGUUUGAUAACUUUUUUAUAACUAAAAAUAGAUGUAAAGGAGUCAGUGUGGUUGCUGAGUUGAGGAGGAGGGAACCACUGAAUGAGGCUGAGUAAUACAGUGAUAUAAAAAAGGGAGAUGUUUCAUAAAUGAUUUGUGGGUCUGUAUGUGUCUUGUAAGAGAGCCAUAUUUACUGACCUGGACUAUCGUAAGUUGGAAUUUGAUAAACUGUAUGUUGACAAGUAGCUCCUCUGUCUGUAAACUUCACCGAUUUUGUUGUCUACAGUUGGGAUUCUAGCCUCUUCGUUUCCUUAUAAAAGCUGUAAUGGGCAAUCACGUGUCUGUACUUUCCAUCCCUUUCUAUCUCUGCUUCUUUGUAAACUGGUGAGCAGUUGUUUCAGUGUGCCCCAAGGGCAUUAGUGAGCCUUUGUAACUGAAAAAUGAUUCUUGUUACGUUAAUCAUUCCAUAAAAGAUGCUAGAUUAAUUACCUUGGGUUAACAGCUCCAGGAAUUGUUUAGAAACACAAAAGGUCUCGUGUGAAUGUACUUACAUCUUGGAUUUAAUUUCAGUCUUGCUAAAUAAAAUGUCUUUGUCUUUA